AUGGCUACCUCGAUAUGUAAUGCCCAAAGCGUACUGCGACCAGCAUGCCGUGUACCCCAUAACUCUCGAUUGGGUCAGACUCGCUCUUUCAGAUUCAAUAUGUGGUCUUCCUACCUAGAUCCCGUCUUUAAAAAGGAGUUGCAGCGCCACAUUCGAGGAUCCAGACGCAAGUACAUUGAAACACUAAAUCGAAAGCUGCUGUGGGAUGGCCACUUACCAGAUUAUGCGAGACGCCAGCUGAAAGGCUUGAUGUGUACUGCCUUGCAUCGUCAAAACCAGACAGGUCGCGGUGGUCGGUGGUCUGAUAUUGACGACAUAUUUGGCGUAAACGAGAAGCCGCAAAGGGCGAAUGAGGACGGCAUUGAAGAUGUGGAGAGGGACGCAGUGGAGACGUUGUUUUCCAGCCACCCCAAAUAUGCGUCUCCUCGUCAAACGGAUCGAUUAGAUAAUUAUCAACAAUCUCCGACUGAGAGAGACUAUGAAAUUGAUCCAAUCACAAACCGGAAAGUGUUUAAAAAUCCAUCAAUUAAGCCCCAGACGCCCAACAGUGUUGAUGACACUCCAGAGGACCGUUUGCGAAGUAUUUACGGCAGACGAGUGGAUUCCUUGCUCAAGAGACAAUUAAACAUGGAUAACCAGCCGAGUAAUGAGGCCACAGAAACCCUUUUCUCCUCGGGCGGCGGUAUGCACUAUCGUUCCAUCAUAUUUCCUGGUCCAAUGUUUCCUUCGGAAGUUGAUACAUCUGUAAACUCACAAGCACCCCAGCCAAAGCAAGGAGGUCCUGAGCUACAAAAGCCAAUUGCCUCUAGAAAAGGACCAUUCAAGAGCACCAGUGGACCAGCGAACAAUUCGUCGAAGCCUUCGACAUUCGAUCCCGUCGAAUCAGGUCUCAAAACAUAUGAUUCUAAGGCUCAUUAUGAUCAGCCCUUCACAGCGUAUGAACCUGACGGGCAACCUCCAUCGGAAGAUUUGACCGAUCCCGCUGAGGAGGGGUUUAAAAUAUACGAUGCAAAGGUGGCAAGGGAAAAGAAGAACCACGAAAGCAAAUUGAGGUCUACUUCCCGUCCGGUGCAAGGGAGGGAAAGAUUUAAAUCGGCGAGGGUCGAGAAAGCCCAUGAACCCGAAGCUGGCCUUGACAAGUAUGAUUCGAAAGCUUCAUAUGACAAACCCUUCAUGGCCUACGAGCCUGAUGGGCAGAGGUCUACCGAGGAGGCAGAAGAUCUGGAGCAAAAGGGUUACGAAGAAUAUGACCAAAAACAUCCCUAUGGGCCGGUCUUCCACAACGAACCAGAUGGAAAACCGGAGGAACAGGUGAGCCGUAGGGAUGAAAAUGGCUGGGAUAUUUAUGAUAAAAGGCACUCAUAUGGUCCGGUUUACCACAACGAACCAGAUGGCAAACCAGAAGAGCACAUUACUGCCCAAGACGAAGGUGGAUGGGAAAUUUAUGACAAAAAGCACUCAUACGGGCCAGUCUACCACAAUGAACCUGAUGGCAAACCAAACGAAGAACUCUGUAAUCCUAGCAAGGAGGAUGGUUGGGAAGUCUAUGACGAGAAGCAUCCAUAUGGACCUGUAUAUCAUAAUGAACCAGAUGGCAAACCGAAUGAAGAGCCUCGUGAUCCCAACCAGGAGGAUGGAUGGGAGGUUUAUGACAAGAAACAUCCAUACGGGCCCGUGUAUCACAAUGAACCAGAUGGUAAGCCCAACGAAGAGCCCUGUGAUCCCAAUCAGGAGGGUGGGUGGGAAGUAUACGACAAGGAGCAUCCAUACGGACCGGUAUACCACAACGAACCAGAUGGUAAGCCUAUUGGGAUAUCUACUCAACCACUUGAUCCCGUGCAAGAAGGACUUCGCGAGUAUGACAGUCGCAUUAAUUAUAGUCCCAGGCUCAGAUCGGUCAUCAACCACGAUCGGGAGAGAAAGGGUCGUUCGGUUGUUGGGAGCACUUUCAAGAAUGGGCAAUUUACACAUGCGAUGAUAAGAGCGAUGAGAGGGGCAACAUUGGAAAAGGAGUUUGGCAAGGCCCACGAUUGGUGGAAUGGAACUUUGAAGGAGGGAUCUGGUGCCACACAGAAGUUGAGCGACAAGAAGACCGUUCCCGAGGAGUCCGUCCUGGAGACAUCCAUUCCAGCUCAAUCUUCCAAGAUUACUGGGAAUUUUGUUCGUGACUUUCCAGAAGAGUUUCAAACAACUUGGAGCAAAGGGAAAUCCGAAUCGCUAGUUCCGAAGGUGGAACCGAAUAAGACGCCAUUGGAAAGUAGGAUCCAAAAUGCUGAAAAGGCCUACAUCGAUGGGCUGGCGCCUUCGGAUUCAUUUUGCCGCCAACCAGAUACCCCACGUUUACAGCCUUCCUUAGAUCGUAGCUCUCCCAAGACAGGAGCCACGACUUCUGAAGAGGCAAGCUCCGAGGACCAAUUUUUAAGUUCUAGUACACCAAUGAUACAGGGAGAAGGUGAUCUGUCAGAGUCAAUUUCAUCCUACGGACGCACUUCUCCUGAGACAUCCGAAGGUAACACAGAAGAGGUUGCAAUGUCGUCUUUGUCAGCAGAGGACUCGGAGGUUGAAAGGUUACGCCACGAAAUACAAAAUAUCUACGAUGACUCUAUGAGUUCACUGCAAUCAGGCUCCUCUGAAAAGCCGGUUCCUAAGAAUACAAACCAACAACCGACCCUUUAUAAAAUCCUAGUUUAUGAUCCAGAAUCGCAAUCUAUCGAUGUGGCAGAAACAACCUCCAUCGUAACCGAUUCUUCAGCACCUCCCACACCAGAUGAGGUACUUCUAAAAUUAUCUAACCCAGCCAAGUUCUUCCCGCACUUCCCACCAUUGGAAUCUCAAGGCUAUGAAAUUGUGUCUGGUUCAGGAAACGUCCUCAUUUUCCGCAAGGUUCGUGAUGGCCCCUCAACUGGUAUCACAGGAGAGCCUCUUGCAACGACGCAAGACCGAGCACGCCUCUUCACCAACCCCAUUGAUGGCAUGCAAAGCACUCCUAUCGCUACAACUGGAAAUUUUGCCUCCCCAACUGGUUUCGUAAACCAUGAUCUCCCAACUGAGCCUAGCAGCAAGCCAGAAUCCAUACCUGAUGACGAUUUCCAGCUACCAAUUAACAAUCGGGGGCUAUCAGAGCGGCAUGAGGAGUUUUUGAGGCAUAAUGAGUCGAUAUGGCAGAAGCUUUCAGUGCGGCGUGACCAUGAACGCGCACAGAGAAAGAGAACGGCCAGGCAAAGGAAAGCUAAGAGGUUCGUGCUGAUCAGUACUGGGUUUGCGGGGGUGGCUUAUGUGGUGGGGGUUGUGCAGGAGUAUUUCAAGACUGGGGGUAUUGAUGGAGUUGGUCCCCAGGGAUUCUGA
Messenger RNA from Hymenoscyphus albidus, 3345 nucleotides. NCBI's taxonomy places the organism in Eukaryota, Fungi, Ascomycota, Leotiomycetes, Helotiales, Helotiaceae. The record is from the annotation of a GenBank genome assembly.